Kickxella alabastrina is the source of this 291-nucleotide messenger RNA. RefSeq lists its product as uncharacterized. The record is from RefSeq and is a predicted model, not a curated record. Bases 1 to 291 code for a protein of 96 amino acids. Lineage: Eukaryota; Fungi; Kickxellomycota; Kickxellomycetes; Kickxellales; Kickxellaceae. Gene Ontology annotation, cellular component: mitochondrion. The transcript has a single exon.
AUGAGGAUUCUGCCGCCUAAGCCCGAAGCGCCCAGCAACGACGAUUGCUGUCUGUCCGGCUGCGAGUUCUGCGUGUGGGAUUUGUACGACGAGGACAUGCGCGAGUACCAGAAACAGGCCGGGGUCAUCCGCCAGGCGUUCGAGGAGCAGGGCAGGGAGGUUCCCGAGCAGCUGCGGCCAGAGAAUAUUCGCGACGCUGUGGACCCGGCAAUGCGGGCAUUCCUGGACAUGGAGCGCGACAUGGCCAUGAAGAUCCAGCAGGAGGAAGACGACAACAGCGACGGCGACUAG